Messenger RNA from Spodoptera frugiperda (fall armyworm), 2216 nucleotides. Its product is annotated as chymotrypsin-1. Gene Ontology annotation, molecular function: serine-type endopeptidase activity. Gene Ontology annotation, biological process: proteolysis. The transcript has 4 exons. NCBI's taxonomy places the organism in Eukaryota, Metazoa, Arthropoda, Insecta, Lepidoptera, Noctuidae. The record is from RefSeq and is a predicted model, not a curated record. Bases 1106 to 2215 code for a protein of 369 amino acids.
UAGUUAAUGCCUUUUCUAACAGGAUGGUAUAAAUCCGCCCCUAAGGCUACCACUGACCGAAAUAUUCAUUACUAGCUGACCCAGCAAACUUCGUACAGCCUCAAAAAAUUCUUUUCACACUUUUUAAAUCUUCCCUGGACUUCCACAAAUAAUUCAAAAUCAAAAUUAGCCAAUUCGGUCCAGCUGUUUUAGCGAGACUAACGAACAGAAGUAAAUUUUUGUACCUAUAUAUGGCCGUAUUUUACAGGAACAACACACAUCAAUGGAACCAUUUAUUUGAAAAAGCCGACUUCAAAAACCAAGAACUAAGAGCUUGAAUAAGGUAGAAACUAGACGGCCACUAUAUUCAGUCAUCUUCAAGUAGCUGUAGAAGUAAGUCGCACAUUUAGUCCGUGCACGCACAGUGACCGUCACGGAGGUAAGGAAGCGAGGGUGUGUAUUCGUCGCAGGGGAGGUCACUUUCAACCAAAUUUUGUAAAUAAAGGAAAAUUUGGAAAUUACCCUUUUCUCAGUACCUACACUUUACUUAUCAUCAAGUCAUUAAUUAAUGUUGGGGAAUUUUACAAAUAAUUUUACAUGCUUGGAUAGCUAAUAAGCCAAGGAACAUUUUCUAAUAGUUUGUACGCAGUUGACCAAAUUAGUGUCUCAAAAAAAAUUUAUAAUAAUUUACUUGCUAUUUUAAAUCGAAUGAUAUUUCUUACAGUAUUCGUAUUAACUAAUGGUUAUUGAUGUAUUGGUCACAAUUGGUAACAAACCAGUAGUUUUUAUUUAUUUAUGUUUUUGUAGUAGGUAAGCUCGGGACUUUUUGACCAAACCAAAAAUGUUGAUUAUCUCAGAAACUAGCCACUUUCGGACCAGAGACCUCAAGGCCAAUUUGUAGGAAAUGACUUGUAAUAUCACCUCCCGAGAGGAAUGCGUCGAAUUACAAGUCAAUCAAUAAUCAAAGGCCCUGAUAAUAUGUUAUCGACCCACUGAUAGGUCGUGUGUCGGUCCGUGCGCCGAGCAGUGUGUGUGCCGCGUGCGAGGGCAGGCACAGAGUACGUGUGUAACGCCUGGCCUUACAAACCACGACGUAGUCAGUGCGUGCUGCCAUCGUUCCCCAUUAAUGUUCAGCGGCUGUCGCGGCCCGACGACGAACUCACAUUUUCAUGGAAUGCUCGAGAGCGUGACAGACGUCAGGCGGUGUCGCGGUGACAGAGCACGGAAUGUCGGGCGCAGGGUGAGCAUGCGGGCGGCGGUGGUGUUAGCGUGUGCGCUGCUGGCGGGCGCGGCGGGCGCGGCGGGCGCGCGCAGCUCGCGGUACGGGUUCUACCGCUCCAUGCUGGCGGAGCAGCACUGGGCCGACGGGGGUGCGGCGCCGGCGGGCCACUCGCGGCGCGUGUUCGGCGGCGAGGCGACGUCGCUGAGCACGUACCCGGCGGCGUGCGUGCUGCUGGACCGCUACUGGACGGCGCGCUGCUCGGCGGCCGUGGUGGCGCCGCGCUGGGCGUUGACCGCCGCGCACUGCGUGUCGCCGCACAUCGCCUACGUGAAGUACAACGCGCGGCGGCCCGCGGCCAAGGAGGGCGGGCUGGCGCCCGUGCACUACCUGUACCGGCACCCCGGCUACAAGGUGGUGCAGGAGGACGAGGGCCGCGGCGUCGACGUGACGCUGCUGCACCACGACGUCGGCCUGGUGCGCACGCGCAACGACAUGACGCUGGCCACUAACCCCAAGCUCGACCCCAUACACGCCAUGCGUCUCUAUAACCCGAUGGAUCUGAAGAACGAGGAAGUGCAGGUGCUGGGCUACGGGCGCACGGAGAAGUCGCUGCUGGGCGAGGAGCUGUUCGAGGUGCGGCUGCGGCUGGUGCUGUGCGAGCGCGGCGCGUGGUUCCACUGCGUGUGCGGCGUGGGCGCGGCGCGCUCGGGCGACGGCGCGCGCGGCGUGUGCUCGGGCGACUCGGGCGGGCCCGUGCUGUACCGCGGCGCGCAGGUGGGCGUCACGUCCAUGGGGCCGCUCGAGUGCGCCACGGGCCGCGCGGACCCGGCGGAGGGCGCCACUAGCGUCUUCACCGCGCUCUACAAUUAUGCGGACCUGGUCAACGCCACCAUCCACGACACAGAUUCGACGCUGCGCAUGCGCAAGAUCGACAGCAGCGCGAGUCGCGCCACUGCGCCGUUUGUGCUGGGCACGCUCACUUCUGUUCGUGUAAUAAACCAUAUUUUGAGAUAAA